AUGGGCAAUUUGAGGAUCUCAGAAUGGAAGAAGCUUCCAGUGAAUUUGGCAGAGCUUUGUAUAGAUACUACCUUACGUUGUGGGCAAUCUUUUCGAUGGAAGAAAGCUGUAGAUGAAGAUUAUUGGUCUUGUACACUACAUGGUCGUAUAAUAUCUCUCAAACAAGACUCAACUCAUCUUCACUAUCGUACAAUAUUUCCUGAGAUCAAAGUUCCUUCGAAUCAUCAGCCUUUAGUGAAGAAGGAAAAGCUUGAAGAUGAGGAUGACACAGAGUCUUUACUUCGGCAUUACUUGAACCUUUCACCAAACUUGACUGAGUUGUAUGAACAAUGGUCUUUGGUCGAUCCAAAUUUCAAGAAAAGAGCACCUAAGUUUACAGGAGUUCGUAUUCUCAAACAAGAUGCUUGGGAGGCUUUGGUGGGUUUUAUUUGCAGCAGCAACAACAAUAUUAUAAGGAUUUCUCAAAUGGUCAAUAAUUUGUGUUUACAUUAUGGCCCCCUAAUAGGACAUAUUGAUGAUCAACCAUUCCAUGACUUCCCACAACCCGAAGCCUUAACUGGUUCUGGAGUAGAAUCACAUCUCCGCGUUCUAGGCUUUGGGUAUCGAGCAAAGUACAUUGCUCAAACAGCAUCAAUUGUGGCAUCGAAGCCAAAAGGCUGGCUCGAAAAUCUUCGCAAUCCAGAGACUUUUGACAAGCCCUUUGAAGGGGAAAUUCCAGCAGGAGGACGUCCUGGGUAUAGAAAAGCACAUGAAGAGCUUCUCGAGCUUCAAGGUGUUGGUCCCAAAGUAGCUGACUGCGUUUGCUUGAUGGGCUUGGGGUGGGGAGAGGCGGUUCCUGUGGACACGCACGUUUGGCAAAUUGCUCAAAGGGACUACAAGUUUGGAAAAGGAAAACAUAAGAGUCUUACUAAAGCUACAUACGAUGCAAUUGGUGAUCACUUUAGAGGGUUGUGGGGUAAAGAGGCUGGCUGGGCGCACUCAGUCUUGUUCGCGGCGGAUUUGAAAGCAUUUUCUGAUAAACUUGUCAGCAAGGUCGAAGUUAAAGUUGAUGAGCUCGAGAUCAAGCAGGAGAAUGGGGAUGUUCUGGAGAAGAAAGUAGCAGUCAAGCGAGAGUAUCCACCAGAAGAGAUGGAUUUGAAAGAAGAAGAGAAAGUGGUGAUUAAGCGCGAAGGUGUUACGGAGGAACUCGAAAUCAAGGAUGAGGUAAAAGUGUUUGAGCCAUCGGCAAGAAGUGUCAGAGCGAAGAGGAGGAAAUUAUAA
This is a messenger RNA of Botrytis sinoallii, 1260 nucleotides long. RefSeq lists its product as uncharacterized. Gene Ontology annotation, molecular function: damaged DNA binding; 8-oxo-7,8-dihydroguanine DNA N-glycosylase activity. The transcript has 3 exons. Gene Ontology annotation, cellular component: nucleus. Bases 1 to 1260 code for a protein of 419 amino acids. Gene Ontology annotation, biological process: nucleotide-excision repair; base-excision repair, AP site formation; base-excision repair. Lineage: Eukaryota; Fungi; Ascomycota; Leotiomycetes; Helotiales; Sclerotiniaceae. The record is from RefSeq and is a predicted model, not a curated record.